This is a messenger RNA of Corticium candelabrum, 1098 nucleotides long. Its product is annotated as transcriptional activator protein Pur-alpha-like. Gene Ontology annotation, cellular component: nucleus. Gene Ontology annotation, molecular function: purine-rich negative regulatory element binding; RNA polymerase II transcription regulatory region sequence-specific DNA binding; DNA-binding transcription factor activity, RNA polymerase II-specific. Lineage: Eukaryota; Metazoa; Porifera; Homoscleromorpha; Homosclerophorida; Plakinidae. The transcript has 7 exons. The coding region runs from base 53 to 796 and encodes 247 amino acids. The record is from RefSeq and is a predicted model, not a curated record. Gene Ontology annotation, biological process: regulation of transcription by RNA polymerase II.
CGUUGUCUCCUGCAGGCUUAAUGCGCAUGCGUUUAUAUUGGGGCCUGUCAAAAUGGCCUCCGGUCGACUAGACAGCGAGUCUGCCGCUGAUGAAGGAGAGCAGCAAGAGUUGGCGUCGCGAGUUCUGCAAAUUCAGUCAAAACGUGUCUACGUUGACGUCAAGCAGAACAAGAGAGGACGCUUUAUGAAGAUUAGUGAGGUUGCACCAAAUGGCAUCAGAGGAAAAGUGAAUUUGCCAAUGUCAAGCGUUGCUGAAUUCAAAGAUUAUCUCGAAGAGUUCUCACAACACUCCGAGCAAAUAGUUGAAGGUUCGCAGCCAGGAGAAGGAGGGACAUGGAAGAGCGCUUACAUGCAACGCGAGAACAAACGCUUCUUCCUCGACCUAAAAGAGAACGAACGAGGUCGUUUCCUUCGUAUCAGUCAAAGUGUUAGUUUUGGCCAGCGAUCGCAAGUCGCCAUCCCUGCCUCUGGCAUCAAGGAGCUCAUUGCCGCUGUCAUUGACCUUCUUACUCACUUUGGCCCGGAGGAUCUGGGUGAGGAACUUCCAGAGAGUCGGGAUCUCAGGAUUGACGGCAAGAAGUUCUACUUUGACGUCGGCUCAAACGAGAGAGGCGUGUAUUUGAGAAUCUCAGAGGUGCAAGCGCGUUAUCGUACUAACAUUACAAUUCCGCAGUCAGGAUGGCUGGCCUUUCGAGACACGCUGAACGAGUACAUCGAACAGCUUCCCUUCACCGGCCAAGCCAGCGGCUUCGACAUGGAAGGCGAAGGCACAGAAGAGAUGGCAGGCGAGAGCUAGACUUACAACGUAGAAAGUCCCGAGUGAUUGUGUGUUUUUACGUCUGUACAAUGAAGAGAAAAUGGCCGACAGCCGUGUGAUGUGUACGUAACGUAUAGUGUUCUUGUGUAUCUUACACUCAUGUUACUCGACCGUAUUUGCUCAAUUAGCGACUGGAGGUUGCCCUUCUGUCGCUUCUAGUUUGUUGUCCCGUGUGGACAAUCGGCCGUUUUGUAUUUGGUUUUGAUACGAGUUCCACUGGUGUCUAGCAGUAUCCAUCAACAAGAUUUGUGGACAAACCAAAUAGAAUGUAAUUAUGUUCA